Molecule: messenger RNA, 3804 nt
Organism: Dioszegia hungarica
Lineage: Eukaryota; Fungi; Basidiomycota; Tremellomycetes; Tremellales; Bulleribasidiaceae
Product: muts domain V-domain-containing protein
Exons: 22
Coding region: 1-3804 (1267 amino acids)
Biological process (GO): mismatch repair
Cellular component (GO): nucleus; MutSalpha complex
Molecular function (GO): ATP binding; ATP-dependent DNA damage sensor activity; mismatched DNA binding
Source: RefSeq, a predicted model, not a curated record
AUGUCUUCCUCGAAAGCUGCUACAGCUAAAGACCCCAAGAAACAAUCUACUCUCAAUGGGUUCUUCACCAAAAAGCCGGGACCGGCUCCCUCUCGAACCGGCUCCUCGGGCAGUGUUGGCGGCGGAUCGAAUACCAAAGCUCCGACAGCAACCUCCUCCCCUGCCUCGGCUACCACCCUUCGCACGCCCUCGUCCGUCGCUGGUAGCUCGCCCGCGGUCGGGCGAGGUCUGGCCGUAAAUGGAAAUGGCAAAGAGAAGGAAAGGACGAGGGGCAGCAGCCCGCUCAAGAAGUCUGCGAUGAUGGAGGACAGGGAGGAGCUCUCGCCUCCACCCGAGAUCAUUGAGCGGCCAGUGUCGAGUAUGUCCAUGAGGGUGGAUACAGAGGAGGAGGCAGAUAGUCAGGAUGUGCCGAUGGACGGGUCUCCGCCCAUCAAGGGCGGCCGACGAGCGAAGCGCAAGAUCGUAUACGCAGAGUCGGAAGGCUCGGGAUCGGAUGCGGACAUCACAGCGACGGCUGGUCCGUCAAAGCCCAGGGCACAGCCCGCUCGGCCUCGGAAGAGCAUGAAGGCUUCCUCGGACGACGAUUUUGAGAUGGACGAUGCAGAUGAUGCUCUCUUUGCCGCUGCUGCCGAACAAGCUGAAGCUCGACUCCGCUCACCCUCCUCUUCCCCCGACAUCCGCUCCGCCUCGCCCGAACCGCGCAAGAAACCCAUUAAGAAGACCUCCUCCUUCGUCGCCCCCAAACCUCGUCCCGGUCCCAAACCCAUUGCCAAUGCCUCUUCAGCAGCCAGCAAACGGGGCUCCUCUUCUUCCUUCCAGAACUCGUCCACCAUGUUCCUCACCGCGGCCGAGACCCGCAAGGCGAAAGAGAAGGAGGACAAGAAGGAAAGUGACGAGGUGUUCUCGUUCCUCAUCAAUCGGAGGGACAAGCAGCGCCGGAAGCCUGAUGAUCCGGACUAUGAUCCGAGGACGAUCUAUAUCUCGCCAGAGCAGAUGAGGGAGCUCAAGCCGUUCGAGAAGCAGUUCUGGAGCAUCAAGCAGACCAAUAUGGAGACUGUACUCUUCUUUCAGAAGGGCAAGUUCUUUGAGCUGUACGAGGAGGAUGCGCAAAUAGGGCACCAGGAGUUCGACCUGAAGUUGACCGAGAGGGUCAGAAUGAAGAUGGUUGGAGUUCCAGAGCAAAGCUUCGAGUUCUGGGCAGCCAAGUUCCUGGCGGCAGGGUACAAGGUCGGCCGGGUGGACCAGGUCGAGACUGCUAUCGGUGCGGAGAUGCGUCGAGGAGCCGAGCAGAAGGGAGCCAAGGGCAAGCCCGCCGCCAAGAAGAAGAAGUCGGACGAUGGGGACGACGACGACAAGCCCGACAAGAUUGUCCGACGCGAGUUGAAGCAGGUCUUUACCAACGGUACAAUCGUCGAUGGCAACUACCUCACUACAGACGAGGCGAAUCACUGUGUUUCAAUCAAGGAAUACUCGCCCGACCCUAGUGAGCCCUCUUCGUUCGGUAUCUGUAUCCUGGACGCGUCGACCGGAGAGUUCCAACUCGUCGCUUUCGAGGAUGAUGUCUGCCGGACUCGGCUCGAGACGAUGUUCCGGCAGAUCCGACCCAAAGAGCUCGUCUUUGCAAAGGGCAACUUGACAGUCACCACCACCCGCACUCUGCGCAACAUCCUCCCCUCCUCGACACUCUGGCAAUCCUUCCGCCCCGUCGAGGAAUUCUACACGGCCGACCAGACCCUCGAUGAGCUCACCCAGCUCUUUGAAACGGAGGAUGACGAGCCAGGGACGAAGGCGCCCCUCCCGCCUGCGAUCGAACAGAUGCUGGAUAAUCCACUGGCGAUGGAGGCGCUUGGCGGGAUGAUGUUUUACCUGAAAACGCUGAACCUCGACAAGGAUCUCAUCACGCAGCGGAACUUUAACGUGUAUGAUCCGAUCAGAGAGGGAAAGAGUUUGGUGUUGGAUGGCCAAACGCUGGGGCAUAUGGAGGUAUUGGUGAAUAACGAAGGAGAGCUCGCUGGGACUUUGCUGGAGAUCAUGCAGCUUUGCGUUUCGCCAUUCGGUAAACGUCUCUUCCGGAUUUGGCUCACCUGUCCCCUGCGCGACAUCUCUGCCAUCGACGCCAGACUGGACGCGGUGGAGGAUCUGAUGAAGUAUCAGUCCUUCACUGGGCAGUUUACCCAGAUGGCAAAGGCUCUGCCUGAUCUCGAGCGGCUGAUAUCCCGAAUCCAUGCGGGGUCGGUCAAGCAGACUGACUUUGUCAAGGUCGUCCAUUCAUUUGAGGCGAUCAUGAAGGCCAUCGAAGACCUCGGACGUCAAGCAGCCGAGUUCGACUCGAAGAGCGUCUCGGGGUUGCUCCGGUCCGCCCCAGAUCUCAAGUCUUACGUCCAGCAUAUCCAGUCGCUCUUCAACGAGAAGCAGGACGGCAAAACUCUCCAGAUCCUUCCGGAACCGGGCGCCGAUGCAGAGUGUGAUGAGGCAGAUGCGACUGUCGAUGAGUGUGAACAGGAGCUGGAUGUUGUCCUGAAGAAGACAAUGCGGAUGUUCAAGGGAGAGAAGGUGCAGUAUUGGCACAGUGCGCAGGGAGGGAAGGAGAUCUUCCAGUUGCAGAUCCCUUCUGGGGUGAGCGUCCCGAGGGACUGGACCAAGCAGUCUAGUACCAAGAACUUUGACCGGUACUACACCCCGGAGACGAUUCCACUCAUCCGAGCGCUGCAAGAGGCGAGGGAGAUCCAGGCUACAGCAAAGAAGACAUUCUUCCGCCGUCUUCUGGGCGAGUUUGACAAAGACCGAGAAGUCUGGCUGGCGGCCGUCAAGAUCAUAGCCGAGCUCGACUGCCUCGUCUCCCUCGCCAAGGCCUCUGCCAAUAUGGACGAACCCAAAUGCCGACCCGUCUUCACUCCCUCCGACACGGCCUUCGUCGACUUUGAAGACCUCCGCCAUCCGUCCAUGUGUCUCCGCGCCGACUUCAUCUCCAACAAUGUCCGCCUGGGCGGGGACGAGCCGCGCCAGGUCCUGCUCACCGGCCCGAACAUGGCGGGCAAGAGUACCUUGUUGCGCAUGACGGCAGCGGGGAUUAUUAUGGCGCAGAUGGGGUGUUAUGUGCCUGCGAGUCGGGCGGUGUUGAGUCCUGUGGAUAAAAUUCAGACUAGGAUGGGGGCUUACGAUAAUAUGUUUGCGAGUGCGAGUACGUUCAAGGUGGAGCUCGAUGAGUGCUGUAAGAUCCUGCGCGAGGCGGGUCCGAAGUCGUUUGUCAUUCUCGAUGAACUUGGACGAGGUACCUCGACAUAUGACGGGAUGGCUAUUGCUGGAGCGGUCCUGCACCACCUCGCUACCCAUACUCUGCCACUAGGAUUCUUUGCUACCCACUACGGCUCCCUCACUGACGACUUCGCCUACCACCCCAACAUCAGGCGAAUGCACAUGCAGACCCACGUCGACGACGAGCAGCGCCAAGUCAUCUUCCUGUACAAGCUCAUCCCGGGCGUAGCGGAAUCUUCGCACGGUACCCACGUGGCCCGCCUCGCUGGCGUCCCCGAACCAGUUGUCGAACGGGCCGACCAAGUAUCCGCCGAGUUCUUUGCGGCAUUCAAGACCAAACUCGCCGCUAAGCGCCGCUCGGACCUGCCCUUGGUCGCCCAUGCGGACUUCGCAUUCUUGAUGAGUCUGCUAGGAACGAGGCGGGAUCGGGAUGGCAAGGUGGUGGCAGGGAGUGAGGGCGGGGAGGGGGGUAAAGGGAAUGGGGUGGAGUUGGGCAAGCAGCUGGAUAUCAUCCGGAGGGCGAUUGGGCGGUAUGAGGUUUCUGCAUAA